This is a messenger RNA of Hyalella azteca, 3413 nucleotides long. RefSeq lists its product as uncharacterized. Gene Ontology annotation, biological process: ribosomal small subunit assembly. Gene Ontology annotation, cellular component: mitochondrial matrix. The transcript is spliced from 10 exons. Gene Ontology annotation, molecular function: GTP binding; rRNA binding; ribosomal small subunit binding. The record is from RefSeq and is a predicted model, not a curated record. Bases 127 to 3177 code for a protein of 1016 amino acids. NCBI's taxonomy places the organism in Eukaryota, Metazoa, Arthropoda, Malacostraca, Amphipoda, Hyalellidae.
UUAAUUAUUUCAUACAAGCUUAUUGGAAAAAGCCUAAACCUACCCAACGUUUAUUUCUAGCCUAAUCAAUGCUAUCACAUGAGUCAGUUGAAGCCGUCGAGGUUGUAAAAGUAACACGGCGCUACAAUGCGGCGGAUGCCCAUCGCAGAGCCGCGCUUGACAGCAGCCGCUGCUGAAGGCUGGUUGGUGCCCCGCCAUGUGAUCGCUGGCAGCAACAGCUGUAGGCCUCGGUCGGCCAACGUGAAGACGUUCAUCAAACAUCAACAAUACUGCUUCAAGGAAUCACCUUUAAUAUUAUUGGAUCCUCAUCGUGCUUUGGCCGGUCCUGCUGCAGUUUGCAGACAUUCACAACAUUAUUCCACAUUUAUUUCUUCUACUCACCUUAUAUAUAAUCAACCAAGCAACGCUCAAUUCCGACACUUGCACAUACCGUCUCGCUUGGACCGCUACUUCGACUUCGGACUUGGGUCCCGCGAGGGGCAAGACAAAGAGAGACAGUCGGGCUUGCCGAGCAAGCGCCCGUCCACACCUCAGAAACACAGCAAUACCGCACCACAGGCUCCGGAGAGCGGACUCGACGCCGACACCCUACGCAGCGUCGCUCUCGCCAAGGAGCUCCUGAGGGCCUCCCCCGCUGCAGGGGCUUGCAGACCUGCUGGAGAGGCAGGUCCUGAGUUUACACCUGCCAGGGAAGGGAGCCCUCAUCCCCUCACUGGACAAGAAGAUGAGAUUCCUUCUACAUCACAUGACUACGCGAACCAUCAUCAACGGAAAUCUCAGACUAGAAUCGUUUCUGCAAACGCUCCUUCAGAUUCUAAUUAUUGGAAUUCCCCAAAAUUAAAUACGACACAAAAAUUUGCUUCGUUAAAAGCAUCUCUCAGCUCGCACGAAGUGGAUCCAUUCAUACGCUGCUCCACAGACGAUAACUCCAGCCAUCAAUCAGGAAAUAUUAAACAUACCCAAUUUCAAGAGGACAACUUCCGAUCUCUGGAACAAUCUGGGCAGCAGGAUGGUGACUCCAACGCUGACGAGUUUAGUAAACCGACUUCCCAAGAUCUUGAAAAAAUUUUAACUCAAAUACUUGACGUAUCACCUGGAAAAUCUUCAUCUUCGUCUCCAAGUCGCGCUGAAUCUCAGGAUAAUGUCGCUGAAGAUACAACGCAAGACUUGAGUUUGAUACAACGGAAGACUCUCAAUGAUUCCGAAGACCAUACCAUAUGCUCUGCAAUUCAUCAUAAUUAUCCAGCAGACAUAAGUGAAUUAUCAUCCACGUACAGUGACCCACGCAGCACGUCUCUACUCCCCUCUCUGGGGCAAGACUCCUCCACGGUCAGCUCCCCACCAGGAGCCCCACAUGAGGACGUCGUGACGUACGUGAGGAGCGCCCCGUGCACGCCCGAGCAGAUGAUGUCGCUGCUGCAGGAGGACGUCAGGUCGCCACAGGACGCCCGGGUCCUGAAGGUGGCGGUGCUGGGGCUACCCAACUCUGGCAAGAGCUCCAUCAUUAACUCCCUCACCAACAAUGCUGUUUGCAGCGUGUCGCGCAAGGUGCACACAACCCGCAGUCUGGCACGAGCUGCCAUCACGGUCGGACGUACGCAGCUCGUCUUCUUCGACACUCCCGGCACAGUCACGCCGGACGCCGCGCGCAGACACAAGUUGCCGAGCUCGCUGGUACGCGACGCUGAGGAGGCCGUGGCGCAGGCAGACGCGCUGCUGCUGGUGGUGGACGGCGCCUGCCGCUACACUAAACUCGGCCUACACCCCAGACUGCUGCGUCUGCUCGCCCUGCACCCCACCAUGCCUGCUCUGUUGUGUAUCACUAAAGUUGACCGCGUCAAGCAGCGCACGUCGCUGCUGGAUGUGGCCCGUCAGCUGACGGCGGACACAGUGAGCGGUCGUACGAGCCACGCCCCUCAGCAGCCCAAGCCCCACGACCCCUACAACGUCCCCAACAAGACUCGUCAGGAGCUAGUCAGUGAUCUGCUCGACAGAAUUCAAAGACGAGAGCAAAACAAUCGCUUGACGUCGCAACCUCGGAGACUGGAAAUUGAUUCAGGCAUAACGCAAGUUCAGGAGUCAGAUGACCGCACUUCAGGUUUACCUGCAAAACAUGACUUGCAAACCAACGAGGGAAACAAGAUAAUUCAGAGCGAACUUGAUGGACGCCAACAUGGUUCUGGAUACGGGUCAUUAUCAGCUGUGGAAAAUCAAGAAACUUUUAAAUCUGCCGAAGACAUUUUAUUGGAUCCAGGAAAUGAAGUUGCGCCAGUACGCGUGACACAAGAUAUAUCAGUUUCCGAAGAAAGUAUCAAGUCAGUCUCUGAGUACUUGGACCCGAAUGCCAACAUAAGCUUAGUGCCAGCCUCAGCUGCUGUAGAGCGCGAGUUCUGCGUCUCGUAUGAAGAACUUGAAGCCUCGAAUUACAUGUACGUCGCUCCUGACGAGGCGUCGCUGCUGGAGGCGUACAGGCCGGCGCAGGCCUUCAGUGAGCAGGACGUGUUCCAGGGGCGCGUCAGGCUCUCUGAGGACCAGGCUAGAGACUUCGUCAGAGACAGGAGAGGGUGGCCGCUCUUCCAGGAGGUUGUGUUCACCUCAGUCAAGACCGGCAAGGGCGUCGAUGUCUUGCGUGAGCUGCUGACGCGGAGGGCGCGACCGGCGACCUGGGAGUACCCGCCUGCGAUGGUCACCGACCAGGACCCCCACCAGUUGGCGCUCGCUACGGUCCGAGCCCAGUUCCUGGACCGCCUUAAGUUUCAGUUGCCAUACGAGCUGAGAUUCUCCAUAGACUCCUGGGAGCUGAGUGAAUCAGAGGUGCUGCAGGUGGGCUUGCGCGUGAGCUGUCGCCAGGACAGGACGGUGCGGCUGCUGGUGGGGGCGGGCGGCUGCCACAUCAUCACCACAGCCAAGAGCGCUGAGGACCAACUCGUCAAAAUCUUCAAAACGGACGUGCGUCUGCGGCUACGCGUGGUGAGCGACGAGUCUGAGCGUCGCGCUGCCGACCACGCGGCGGAGGCCAAACUCGUGGCGUCGGGCGCGUCGGCAGAAGAAGCGCAGCUCGUCGUCAAGGGCGUGCCUUGGGAGCGCGUCAAGCAGAAGGCGCGUAUCCUGAAGAACAGAGGAGCUGUGUUCGACCACGCCGCUGGUGGGCUCGUCAUCAAGAGGAACUCUAAUUGAGAUGUCGUCUCAUUUUCUUAUCAGCCGCGAGUUUUUGACGCUUGAAAAUCGUGAAGCCGAAAUAUCAGCCGAUGCCUUUCUCGUAAAUUCACUGACUUUUUUAUAAUACCUUCAAUUUUCUGAUGUUGACCUGGAAAUUCCAUUCAUUACUUGUAAAUUGUAAUCAACUGGUUUUUCGAGGCGCCACUAACGGUUACUACUGAAAUAAUUUCUAUUAAUUAUUGCCUUGGAAACCA